Indicator indicator is the source of this 631-nucleotide messenger RNA. RefSeq names its product nicotinamide riboside kinase 1 (gene NMRK1). The record is from RefSeq and is a predicted model, not a curated record. The transcript is spliced from 7 exons. NCBI's taxonomy places the organism in Eukaryota, Metazoa, Chordata, Aves, Piciformes, Indicatoridae. Gene Ontology annotation, cellular component: cytoplasm. The coding region runs from base 17 to 631 and encodes 204 amino acids.
GAGGAGAAAACAAACUAUGAGAGUAUUAGUUAUUGGCCUUGGAGGUGUAACAAAUGGGGGAAAAACAACGCUGGCAGAAAAGCUUAAGAAAAUGCUUCCCAAGUGUGAUAUAAUCUCUCAGGAUGACUUCUUUAAGCCAGAGUCUGAAGUAGAAACAGAUGAACGUGGAUUUAAGCUAUAUGAUGUACUUGAUGCCCUCUAUAUGGAUGAACUGGUGCAAAGUAUUCGCAAUUGGAUGAAAAACCCAGCAAGCUCAGAUGUUUCAAGAGAGCUGCAGAGUCCAUGUGACAAUCUGAAAAAUACAGAAGAUGUUUAUAUUUUGAUUGUUGAAGGCUUUCUUCUAUACAAUUACAAGCCACUUAAUGAACUAUGGAAUAGAAGAUAUUUUUUGACGCUUCCUUAUGAAGAGUGCAAAAGGAGAAGGAGCACCAGAGUCUAUCAGCCAGCAGAUACCCCGGGUUACUUCGAUGGACACGUAUGGCCUAUGUAUCUAAAAUACAAAAAUGAAUUGGAAGAGAACGCAAGUAACAUUGUUUAUUUGGACGGAACAAAAUCCCAAGAGGAGCUUUUAACCAGCGUGUAUAGUGAUAUAAUACAAGAACUAAAAAAGCUGAUGGAAGAAAGUAAGUAA